Messenger RNA from Esox lucius (northern pike), 7282 nucleotides. RefSeq names its product dynamin binding protein (gene dnmbp). The record is from RefSeq and is a predicted model, not a curated record. Gene Ontology annotation, cellular component: cytoplasm. NCBI's taxonomy places the organism in Eukaryota, Metazoa, Chordata, Actinopteri, Esociformes, Esocidae. Gene Ontology annotation, biological process: intracellular signal transduction. Gene Ontology annotation, molecular function: protein binding; guanyl-nucleotide exchange factor activity. Bases 312 to 5393 code for a protein of 1693 amino acids. The transcript is spliced from 17 exons.
GGAAGAACUACCCUGAGUUUCAACUUCGGUAGGAUGACAGCUGAUUUCAAGACUUUGACAAACAUUGGCAUCGGUUGGCAUGCGACAUUUAUUAGUGUGUGUUAGUUAUUAGAUUUGAAAAUUGUUUGUAGCCAGUAGACCAGUCUCAUUUGUAAAGAAAAUGAAUCUUACAGAAGUCGAUAGAUGUAACCGCAGCUUUUAUCACCAGGGUGUGAAGAAAGGACUGAAAGUUCAAUAACUUCCCUGAUUUAGAUUUUGUUUAGAUUUGUUAAUUUCUGUGGACUCAUCAAGGCUACUGCAGGCAAUGAGUGAUGGAGCCAGGUUCGGUGGUUCGUGCUGUGUUUGAGUUCCUGCCCAGUGUCUCUGAAGAGCUUCCUCUCUUUACUGGGGAUGUUAUCGAGGUGCUCAAUGUCGUGGAUGAGUUCUGGUUGUUUGGCAACAAGGACGGAGUCACAGGGCAGUUUCCCAGCACCUUUGUGGAAGCAGUCACCAUCCCCAGCACCAAACCAGAGGAUAAACUGUAUGUUUGUAUCAAUGACUUCAGUACUAUAGAACCAGGAAACCUACCCCUGCAGAGAGGUGAUGUAGUGGCAGCUGAGGUGAGUGCGGACCCACAGACAGCCUGGCUGAGAGCUCGUAAUGCCUGGGGUGCCCGUGGCCUCUUUCCUGUCUCCUGUGUGAAAGAGCUCCACCUGUCAGGUCGCUCCAGGCAGCUGUCAGAGCGUUGUGCCCAAGCCCAGGCCUCAGAACUCCCCCCAUAUGCGUUGGGCCAGGCCAGAGCCCUAAUGGCCCUCCACGCACAGCUCCAUGAGGAGCUAGACUUCCGUGAGGGGGACCUCAUCACCAUUGUUGGCUUACCCGAGUCUGGCUGGUUCGAGGGAGAGCUGCUUGGGCAAAGGGGGAUUUUCCCUGAGGGAUUUGUAGAGCUUCUGGGGCCGCUGAGGUCGCCACAUGAUACAGAUGCAGACACCAUGAACUACAAGACUGAACCUUUGACCCAUGAGCCGAACAGUGCAGGUGAAGGUGCUGAGAAGGAGGAUGAAGUAUUUUCUGUUGAGGCUGGAAUGGAGGACAAAGAAGAGGGUGGGGUGUAUGGCAUAGCACUAUACGACUUUCGUGCCAUGGAACCAGGUGAAUUAGAUUUUGACGUGGGAGACCGUAUCCGGGUGGUGAACACCCUGGAAGACGGUUGGCUAGAGGGCGAGCUGAGAGGGCGAUCUGGGGCCUUUCCUUGUCGCUUUGUCAAAAUUGAGGACAAUGGGCAAAACUUGAGAGAAUGCACAGACUCUAUUAAAAGAGGAGGGGUAGAGGAGGAUAGCAGAUGUACUUUAGACUACAGUUUUAGUCAACAGGACCAUAGAGAGACUGAGUGCAGUUAUAAGUGGACACCCAAAGAAGACCAAACUGUGUGGGACCUGGAUUACUUUGAGAGGCCAGAGGAGAAAAGUUUGCCGGGACAUUCUGUCAGAGAUUGGCUUUCUCAGGAGACUGCAAGUGGGCAAACACAGCCUCAUAAGCCCACAGCCCACCAUGGGCCCCAGAGACCCAGCUCUGCUACUCCAGCAAGGCCCAGGCAUCCCCCUAGGCCAAGACUUUCAGCUUUGGGUAACAUGCAUCAAGUCAGCCCUAUCAGCAAUGAUGGUAGCAGGACUAGCCAUCCUAAUACAAUCCUACCACAACCACAGAACAGAGCUAAAAGCCUGUCUAAAGCUAGUAUCAAGUCUGCCUGUUCCAGGGACAACGAGCUCUACCUUGGAGAACCGGAGGGUGCCACUACCAAUGGAAAAAGUCCUGGUCUAGGCAAGGCAUUGUUAAAUCUAGUGGUGGAUGGCCACAGGCAGAAGAAGUUGACCCGACAUUCCAGUGUGAAUAAUGCAGACCUGUUACUUGGUUGCCAUGGUGAACAUAUUGCGCUGACCCAGCAGAAGAGACAGGGCUCUAAUGGUCACUUGCCCUGCUCAAUCACUUUGGAUACUCUGGCAACAUCAGCUGGUGACCUAGAGACCAAGUUAUCCCAGCAACUCUUGCAGUUUGAAAGAAGCCUGCCGGGGCAUGAAGGGGCUGAUGCCUCCAGUGGCAUUGUUAGGGAUGUUGUGCAGGCUGCUGUUGGGAACAACAGAAGUAGAGAGUCCAGCAUCUCCAAACACUUUUCCCUACUGGAUUUUAGUAGCAACAGCGAGUCCUCCCACUCCCGAAUGACCCUCCUCCAACCCGCUUCAUCCCUGGAGAGACGCAAAACCCUUCGACCCCCUCCACCUCGUCCAAGUGUCUUCCACCCCUCAACCCAAGCUCCAUACAAACCGGCACGUCCAGCGCCUCGCCCACCCCAACCCUUCUCCAGGCAACCACCCGAUAACAACGUCCAAAACAUUGGACCCCGCUUUUACACCCCCGAGGAGGGGGAGAUGUCUGUGACAGAGGCUGAUGAGAGGGGAGAAAAUGCUGAAAGUGCUUUUGGUGACCUGGCUCUGGAGCAAGAGAGUGAGAUGGAAUGCCAUAUAAAGAUGGAAAGGGACAUGGACAGUGCGAUUGAGAUUGAGAGGCAAAAACGGGCACAUCAAGAGGAGGAGUACAAGUUGCUGAUGAGGCUGCAGGAGGUGGAAAGUGACAUGGAGACGUACAGCCACACAGCCUCAGAGCUCAGGGCCAUGCUGGAGGAGGAAGAGGAGGAGGAAGAGGGGCAUUCAGCCUGUUUGCAGGCCCUGGAGAACCAGGAAUUUUGCACUUAUACCCUUGAGACUUUGGCCUUGGAACAGCAGCAUCUACAGCAGCAGCUACAAGAGAUGACACUCCUGUCGACCCAGCCCAAGUCCCUGGAGUCAGGCCCGGUCGUAGCAGCCACCGAAGACCCAGAGCAGAGGAUGUUGGAGAAAAGGUCAAAGGUCAUUGAAGAGCUGCUCCAGACAGAAAAGGACUACAUAAAGGACCUGCAGAUGUGUGUCAAGGAGAUUAUCCAGCCACUCCAACGCAAACAGGUGCAGAACGUAGACUUUGAUGGUCUCUUUGGCAAUAUCAGCUCUGUGAUCGACCUCUCCCGUCGCCUUCUUAAGAGCCUUCAGGACACAGACUCCAUUGGAAAGGUGUUCCUGGACUUUAAGACCGAGCUUGAGGAGGUGUACAAGAUCUACUGUCAGAAUCACGAUGAUUCCAUCUCUCUCCUGGAAAUGUACGAGAAGGAUGAGGGCAUCCAGAAACACGUACUGGACUGCCUUGAGAAACUCAGGGCUGUGUAUCGUGAAUGGGGUAAGACAAAUUACAUCAACCUGGGAUCAUUCCUAAUCAAACCAGUACAGAGGGUAAUGCGAUACCCAUUGCUGCUAAUGGAGCUGUUAAGUGCAACCCCCGAGUCCCACCACGACAGGCCGCUGCUGUCCCAGGCUCUGCUGUCAAUCAAAGAGAUCAACGUUAACAUCAAUGAAUACAAGAGGAGAAAGGACCUUGUGGUCAAGUACAGGAAAGGCGAUGAGGACAGUCUGAUUGACAAGAUCUCCAAGCUGAGCAUGCACUCAAUCAUUAAGAAGUCUAAUCGCGUGAGCAGCCACCUCAAACACCUCACUGGGAUUUCUCCUCAGAUAAAAGACGAGGCAUUUGAUGAGGCAGAAAAGAGGUUCAGACUCCAGGAAAGACUAAUCAAGUCCUUCAUCAGGGACAUCUCGCUUUACCUGCAGCACAUUCGGGAAUCGGCCUCAGUGAAAGUGCUGGCUGCCAUCAGUUUUUGUGACAUCUACACAGACCGAAGCCAACUGGACCCUGAACAAUUUCAGAGAGCCCACCGUUCCAUCAGUGACAAGCAGUUCGCCCACUUUAAGGAACGGACAGAGGCCUUGGUAAUCUUCCCCCUCACCCAGCUUCUGCUCAUGUUUGCUGGGCCCCACAAGCUCAUCCAGAAGCGUUUUGACAAGCUGCUGGACUAUGACAACUGUAAGGAGCGCGCUGAGCGACUCAAAGAACGCCGUGUUCAGGAGGAGCUGCAGGCAGCACGCAACAACUACGAGGCGCUCAAUGCCCAGCUGUUGGAUGAGCUGCCCAAGUUCUACCGUGCCGCUGAAGACCUGUUCACAGGCUGUGUGAGAGCCUUUGCUCAGGCCCAGAAAGACUUUACGAAGCUAACACUAGGAGAACUAAAGCCCUUGCUACAGUUAUCAGGCAUUGGCGGCAAUGACGGGAACCUGAUAUCUUUGUUCCAGGAGGAGUAUGGUAGAGUCCUCCAGCUUUUACAGAGCUUCAGCUUCUGCCCAGAGAACCUACCACCCAACACAUCCACACGCAAGCAUUUUGAAAAGAAGACACUAGAGAAACAGACUUCCAAAAGGCAGUUGCAGGGACCGCCAAACUACAUCCUGCAGACAGACGAGCAGAGAACAGGACUAUUGGCUCGGUACGGUCCAGAAAAGCUAUUUCAGGCAGAGAGGAACUUCAAUGCGGCCCAGGAGUUGGAUAUCUCUGUGUUAGAGGGAGACAUAGUUGGUGUUAUCAAGCAGCAGGACCCCAUGGGCAGCAACAACCGCUGGCUCAUUGAUAAUGGGGUCUCCAAGGGAUUUGUUUACAGUUCCUUCCUGAAACCUUACAACCCACGUAGGAGUCAUUCCGAUGUCUCCAUUGAGAGUCAGUCCUCCAAUGAGUCAGGCUACGGGGGUUCCUCCCCAGUGUUCUCCCGCCAAAACAGUAACAGUACACUGACCUUUAACCAAGAAACGGCUGCCGUCAGCUUCUCCACUACCUCUCCACCUAGCCGUUCCUCACCUCACUCCUCCCUAGACCCCACCAAGGAUCCAACCCUCUCCCGAAGAGCCCAUCACAGAGAGGCUCACUCACCCAACUGCAAUCAAGCUGACUCCACCAGAAAUCCCUCUGGUCAUCAGGACCUGUUGGACCCCGUGUACCGACACCCCACCAAUCUAAGAGACACUGCAGAUCCCACCUACCGACACUACAAUAAUCACAGGGACUCGUUUAACACAAGUCACACAACACCAACCAAUCUCAAGGAGCUGUCAGUCACUUCAGAAACAGAACCUUUGCACAGAAACAACUGUUUCGGUCCUUCUCAGAGAUGUGGCCAAACUGAAGCGGCUUUUGGCACUUAUCAACGGAAUGGCGACUGUGGUGGACAGAGGAGGUCCCCAAACUUGAGGGAUGAGUUUAUGGAACCCGAAGUGGAAUCUGAACAUGACCUGAAGCUAGAGGCUGAGCUCGACGGUCAUCAGAUUUACUACGCCAUUUACUCAUUUAGCGCUCGCUGUGCAAAUGAGCUGAGCAUCUCUGCCAAUCAACGCAUUCGCAUCCUGGAGUUUCAAGACAUGAAUGGCAACAGCGAGUGGUGGCUGGGUGAGGCGGGGGGUAGGCGAGGCUAUGUCCCAUCAAACUACAUUCGGAAGUCAGAGUACACCUGAAAAUGUCCCUUGGGAAAGUGCCACAUUAGAGUAGAGAGCUUGCCAUACAACAAACAUAAAUAGUAAUGAGCAAAUGAACAAAAAACAUCUAAAACUGAUUUUUUUAAAAAUGAGCAGGAUAUAUGGUGCCUUAUAUAGAAGGGUAUCUGUGGUUGUGGAGGUUUUUUGUUGAGAAUAACAUAUUUUGGGAAUUUACCAUGCUGCUGAUCCACUUCAAUGAAAGUUGCUAUAUGACUAUAUUUAUACUUUCUUUGUUUUUAUACUACUAUUAGUGUCUCUUGUUUUUUCCAUUGCUGUGAUACACUUGUAAGUUUCCCAGGCACAGAACCAAAUCCUCAUGUUUAGAUGGAUUUAUAUUAGAUAACCAAAUGAAGAGGAAAACACAUUGGGUUGUGAGUUAGGAAUUUGAAUGAGUUUGGUUCCGACUUCAAAACUUGUAUAACCUUGAGAUUGUUUGCAUGUGACUACAAUACCCUACAAAUAAAUCUGUGAGACAAAGAUGACAAUACAUUUGUGCUGCAUACAAUGCCUUCUAAAAGCAUACUUGCACAGUCUUCACAUUUUGCUGCCUUAAUCAAACCAAAAAAGUGAAAAAUCUAUGUUUCAGUUUAUUGUUUUGCUUACCAUCAACAGGGCCUGGGCAUUUGGUCUGAAGGAAGUAAAAACCCAGGAAACAUUGCCUCAGAUCUCUGGUUUUAGUUUUUCAAUGAGACAUUUACACAAGUGUUUGUCUUAGACACACACAACUGCUUCAUACAAAAUAGACACCAUGCAUGAUACUCUCAGUAAAAAUUUACCAUACUCGUACUACAGAUUCUUAAACUCCUCAUAAGCCACAUACAUAAUACAUAUUGCUCAGAAAGCACACCUCCAAAUCACUGCCGUUACUCCUUUCUUGGAGGUCAGGAGACUAUUGUAUUAGCAAAGCAGAUUAAACGGGCUGCUGGCUCCCAGAGGGAAGGGUUUUGUAAGUGUAGCAUUAGUGUCCCUACCUCAGAUGCUGUGUGUUAUGUCCAUCACUGUUUUCAGACUACAUAGGACAUACUGUAUGUUGCAGAGAGUUGUUCAGUACAAAACAUUGCAGAAAAUGUCAUUCUGAUUCACUUAUAAUUUAGCAGUGUGCCCUAUGAUAUAGUCCUACAUUGACACAUUUUGUUUAGGUUUAUAUCUGCCAUUUCUUAAAAAUCCUAAUGCACUUGCUUUGCACAAUUGAUUGAUGCUCCACCGUAUAAAUCACCCAUAUUUUGCUGAUUUCUACAGUGGACUAUCUUAGGAAACACAGUUAACAUUUAUUGCAUAAAAAUGUUAGAAAAUUGCUGUCCAAUAGUGUUUACCAACCAAAUUUAUAGAAUAAUCAUAUAAUAUGGAUAUGUGCUUUUCCCCUUUGCAUUGUGCAUAUUUUAUAUAUUUAUCGAAUUGUACAAUUAUAAUACCUGUCAAAUGUGCUUCCACCAUGUUUUAACUUUUGGUGUAAAGAUAUUCACUAUAAAUACAUAAAAUUGAAUGUAAUCCUAUUUCAGACUGAAUUUUAAGGCACCAAAAUGAGAAAACUGAGCAUGGAGUAUUUAAAUGUAUACUUAUACUAGUCACUUUUUAUUCUGUGUCUGCCCAUAAAGAAUUCAUCUCAUUUAUGAGGAGAUCAAGGAAGAACAUGGUUUCCCAAAUGGGGUUGAUAGAAGUGAAUGACAGUUGAGUGAUGAAAGGUUUGACUUAGGAUGGUAGUGAGAGUUUAACCAAAAGGGACAUGGUCAGAUCUAUGGCCCUGGUCUCUACUUACUCGCCUCAUACAUAUGUAAUGCUGUAUAUUGAAUAUGUAUAGCUUAAUGCACUCCAUUUGUGAGUUUUUCUUUUGAAUAAAAAAGAAAAUCAGCUCAGCUGAAAAAAAGUAA